AUGCGACAAGAUGCUGAGCGUCGCCUUGCUGUGCUUAGAUGGGACAAAUUCAGAGAUGAAGUAGAGGAACCAAGGGCAUGGAUUCCAUCCAAACCAUUUGAUCAAGCCCUUGAUCCAGCCAAAGAUCCCUGUCUGAAGAUCAAGUGCAGUCGCCACAAAGUUUGCGUGGCUGAGGAUUACAAAACAGCCACUUGUGUUAGCCAGAGGAGAAUUAGUUUCAAAGAUCCCAGCUUGUACCAGAGCCCAGGUUCAAAGUGCAAGCCAUGUCCAGUGGUCCACCCAUCUCCCGUCUGUGGAACUGAUGGCCACACGUACUCCACUCAGUGUAAACUGGACUACCAGGCCUGCAUUUCUGGAAAGAAGAUUGCCGUCAAGUGUUCUGGCAUGUGCCCCUGUCCAGCUCAGCCCAAACCGACGCCAGCAGAGAAAAGAGUGUGCAGUGAGUCCGACCUGAAGGAGGUGGUGAGCCGUCUGAGGGACUGGUUCCGAGUACUGCAUGACAACAGCAACCAUAAGAGGGUCAAGAUCCAAAAGCCAGAAAAAAAUAAGUUUGAAGUGGGAGCAUCACCCAUCUGUAAGGACCCUCUUGGCUGGAUGUUCUCACGCCUCGACACAAACUUUGAUAUGCAGCUGGACCAGUCUGAGAUCAAGAGUUUGUACAUGGACCGGAACGAGCCGUGCUCUGAUGCCUUCUUCAAAUCCUGCGACUCGCACGCGGACAAAGUCAUCAGCAGCUCAGAGUGGUGCACAUGCUUCCAAAGAUACACAGACUCCCCGUGUAAAGCAGAGCUCUCAAGCAUCAACAAAAAGCAGCCAGGGAAGAAGCUUCUGGGCCAGUAUCAGCCGUCCUGCGAUGAGGAGGGCUACUAUAGGUCCCACCAGUGCCACACCAGCAGUGGCCAGUGCUGGUGCGUGGAUCGCUACGGUAACGAAGUGUCCGGAUCGCGCACUCAUGGCCCUGCAGACUGCGGCGUGAUCUUGGAGUCAUCUGGAGACCUGGGUAGCGGAGAUCCCCUAGUGGACACAGACAAUGAUGAUGACGAUGCAGAUGAUUACGAUGUAAACGAUGGCGAAGAUGAUGACUACCUGCCCCCGAUUGACCCUGUGAUCGACGACGAGUAUGCCGACGAAGAUGAAGAUGACGACGACGCGGAUGACGAAUACCUUUCGUAA
Molecule: messenger RNA, 1173 nt
Organism: Knipowitschia caucasica
Lineage: Eukaryota; Metazoa; Chordata; Actinopteri; Gobiiformes; Gobiidae
Source: the annotation of a GenBank genome assembly